AUGUGUCAUGGUCACCCUCGAUGGCAUCCGUGUUCUCACACCUCGAUCAACUGGCAUUACUGCCCUUCCGCCAUGAUCGACCUCGAAACGGGUGUCGAGACACCGUGCAGCCAUGUCAGCUACGCAACGGCGCAACCCAGCAAUACCGACUGUCCGCUUCUCAACUGCCAGUUCAAGGCUAUGGGUGGGACCUGGACAUGCUGCCAGUGUGGCCAAGGACCCAAUGACCAGGGUUGGUGUACGAUGCCGAAGCGGAUGCCGGACCAGAACUACGGUGGGAUUGCCGCCGAUGAGACCCGGACGUGUGACCACGGCUGCUGUGCGGAGUGCACACGCUACCUCCCGACUCGAGCAGCGACUCCUGACAUGACAUUCGGUGAGCUUCGCAAGGGAACGGCCAGCCGCAAGUUUGGGUACGGCUCGGCUACUCGCUCGCACCGCCGAGGCUCGGCCCUGUCCAAGAUCAACGGCUUCCUUCCCGUUGACGAGGAGGUUGAGACUACUUCGCCUUCUACAUCGGGCUCAUCUUCGAGGAGCAGCGUUUCCCACAAGUCGUCUGUCUCGAGUAGCACGUCUUGUAGGUCCUCGGCCUCGGCUGGUCGCGGAUCAGCACAUCGAGCCGACUUGGAGUACAGUUCGAAGAGGCACAAGUCCUCUUCAGGCAAGUCGACCAAGAAGAGUCAGAAGUCACUGAGAUCACAUUGA
Messenger RNA from Colletotrichum higginsianum IMI 349063, 705 nucleotides. RefSeq lists its product as uncharacterized. NCBI's taxonomy places the organism in Eukaryota, Fungi, Ascomycota, Sordariomycetes, Glomerellales, Glomerellaceae. The transcript has 2 exons. The record is from RefSeq and is a predicted model, not a curated record. The coding region runs from base 1 to 705 and encodes 234 amino acids.